Mangifera indica (mango) is the source of this 680-nucleotide messenger RNA. Its product is annotated as glutaredoxin-C5-like. The record is from RefSeq and is a predicted model, not a curated record. The transcript has a single exon. Lineage: Eukaryota; Viridiplantae; Streptophyta; Magnoliopsida; Sapindales; Anacardiaceae. Bases 88 to 465 code for a protein of 125 amino acids.
CACUCCAAACUUCACCAACGGAAAGCUUAACUUUCUUUACAUCUUUUCUUGUUGAAUCACCCUUUGCAUUUCUUUUUGUUUGUGGAAAUGCAUUACCAGACCGAGUCAUUGAGUUCAUAUGUUCCACCGAGAACAGUGGGUGGCGACCCAUUGGAGCGCAUAGAGAGGCUGGCGUCAGAGAAUGCGGUGGUGAUCUUCAGCAUGAGCUCUUGCUGCAUGUGCCACGCCAUCAAGCGACUGUUUAGCGGCAUGGGUGUGAAUCCGACUGUGCACGAGCUGGAUGAGGACCCGAGAGGCAAAGAGAUGGAGAAGGCUCUCAUGAGGCUUCUGGGUGGUUCCUCUUCUUCCGUCCCUGUUGUGUUCAUCGGCGGGAAGCUUGUGGGUGCCAUGGACACAGUCAUGGCCUCUCAUAUUAAUGGCACUCUUGUGCCUCUUCUCAAAGAAGCUGGCGCACUUUGGCUUUGAUCAUCCUCAUAAUUCAUCUUCUCCAAUAACACAAUUCCAACAAACGGCAAAAAAAAAAAAAAAAGACUCAUAUAGGAAACUACAGAGGAAGAGGAGUUGAUUAUUUCUCCCCGUUUUGCUUUCUGUUUUCUCCUGUGCAGAUCUCCUGAAAGAAAUGUAUUUGCUCCCUCCUCUGUAUAAUCAUAGAUAGAAUUAUAAAUCUUUUCUUGCUAUCU